This is a messenger RNA of Xyrauchen texanus (razorback sucker), 2736 nucleotides long. RefSeq names its product ubiquitin-associated and SH3 domain-containing protein B-like. The coding region runs from base 79 to 1983 and encodes 634 amino acids. Gene Ontology annotation, molecular function: protein binding. NCBI's taxonomy places the organism in Eukaryota, Metazoa, Chordata, Actinopteri, Cypriniformes, Catostomidae. The record is from RefSeq and is a predicted model, not a curated record. The transcript is spliced from 14 exons.
UAAGCAGAUGUUUCCUAUUGCUGUGUUGUCUUCUAAUAUCGUCAUAUGCGACAGUAUCAUUUAAUGGGACUGUGAAGAAUGGCAGCAAAGGAGGAUCUUUACUCUAAGAAUAUUCCGCGCAGACUUCGGCAGAACAGUUGUGCCAAAUAUGGGUCCAAUCUGGACGCGUUGCUGUCGAUGGGAUUUCCUCAAAACAGAGCAUCGAAAGCUCUUGCAUCAACCGGAGGCAGAAGUGUUCAGCUAGCAUGCGACUGGAUUUUCUCCCAUUUGGAUGACCCUUUCCUUGACGACCCUUUACCUAGAGAGUAUGUGCUGUAUCUGCGCCCCAGUGGCCCUUUACAGAACCAACUUUCUCAUUUCUGGCAGGAGUCUCGCUUGAACUGUGUCAAGAACAAAGCUCACAACAUCUUUCCACACAUCACACUCUGUCAGUUCUUUAUGUGUCCAGACAAUAAAGUGGGGGCUCUGUGUGAAGCUCUGCAGUCGGCUGUGAAUCAGUGGAGAGGACGAUUCCCCAGCCGUCUUCCUCUGGAGCUCUACACCUCCACAAAAUUCAUAGGCCUCUUUGUGGAGGAACAGGUGGCAGAGAUGCUGAAGAAGUUUGUGGCUGACUUUGCGGCUGAGGCUGCCACUAAAGCUGAUGUUCAUGUGGAUCCCCAUAAAAAGCAGCUUCAUUUGACUCUGGCCUAUCACUUUCCAACCAAUAAUUUUUCUUUCUUGGACAAAUUGGCAAAAGGGAUUGAGGUCAAAUUAGGAUGUGAUUGGCUUGCUGCUGUCUUCUCAAGGGAUAUAAGAUAUGCAAAUCAUGAGACUUUGCGGGUGAUGUACCCCUACACUCCCCAGAACGAUGAUGAGCUGGAGCUUGUGCAAGGAGACUUUAUCUUUUCAUCUACCGUGGAACAAAUGAGCACUAGUGAGGGAUGGGUGUAUGGCACCUCUCUGGGUACAGGCAUCUCUGGACUGCUGCCUGAGAAUUAUGUCAGCCUUGCUGAGGAGUCUGACACAUGGAUCUUCCAUGGGUCACACUCCUUCUUUUGUACCUCUCCAGAGAGCAAACCAUUGGAUGGGCUGCGCAACAUUCAUUGCUUGGAUAACUUAAAGCUGGAGGAUUCUGCCAUCUUGAGUGUUAUUUGCCAACCUAUGCAGAUGCUUCAGUCCAAUAUCCUGACUCAGCUUCCUAAAAGGACCUUGUUUGUAUGUCGUCAUGGAGAGAGGAUGGAUGUUGUGUUUGGAAAACACUGGUUCUCACAGUGUUUGGACUCUAAAGGUAGGUAUGUGAGGAGUAACUUAAAUAUGCCUGCUGAACUACCUGCUUGGGAUGGAGUACAGAGGGACUAUGAAAUUGAUGUUCCUAUCACAGUGGCUGGAUCUACACAGGCCAGGAUAGUGGGUGAGGCUCUGCUGGAAAGUAAUACCACUAUUGAUUUUGUGUACUGCUCACCCAGCCUCCGCUGUGUCCAGACAGCUAAUGAAAUCAUCAAAGGAAUUCAGCAGGAUGGAAGAAUCAGCAUUCGAGUGGAGCCUGGGCUUUUUGAGUGGACUAAAUGGGUGCCAGGAGCAACUUUGCCUGCUUGGAUACCUCCCACAGAUCUUGUUGCGGCCAAACUCAACGUAGACACAACAUACAGACCUCACAUCCCCAUUUGCAAACUAACUGUCUCAGAGACGUAUGACAUGUACAUUAGUCGGAGUUACCAGGUGACCAAAGACAUUUUGGCGUACUGCAAAAAUAAAGGAAACAACAUUCUGUUUGUGGGACAUGCUUCUUCAUUGGAGGCCUGCACUCGCCAGAUCCAGGGCCUUUCUCCGCAGAAUCCUAAAGAUUUUGUGCAAGUAGUCCGAAAGAUUCCUUACUUGGGUCUCUGUGCCUGUGAAGAGCAGGGGGAUACAGAAGUCUGGCAGUUGGUUGACCCACCAAUUCUUCCUCUCACGCAUGGGCCCAACCACAGCUUCAGCUGGAGAGAAACCUUACAGCAAGAAUGACCAUAUCUGCAUGGUCUGUCCACAAUAGACUGUUAAUUGCACUGGAAGCACACAACUGAACGUCUUUUUAAAUUGAUCUUAUUUUUCCCAUUCAUACGUUAUGCAAAUUAGAUAUUGAUCUGGGAAGUGGCAGAAUUUUUGUUUGUAGGUGGACUAAGGAGGCCGCAUGAUUAAUAAACAAAUGUGGUUGUGUUUACUGAGCCUUGAAGCAGGCUUUCUCAGGGCAUUGGCUAUCACUUUUAACAGGUGAAAAUGCGCAGUGGCAUAAUGUAACAUUUACCGUGAAUAUGACAUUGCUUCCUACCAUGCAUAUAUAUGUACAUCUUUGCAAUGAGAUGUUUUAAGAGCUCUAUUUUAAAUGCUGCCAUUUUCAGUAUUCUCUUUCAAACUUAAAUUGAAUACAUAAAGUAUUAUAAGAAAAGGUACAUAAAAGUAUUGUUAAAAGAAUUUCAAAUAUGUAAUAUUUUACAGAAUGUUGACAAUCAGAAGAAUUAAUAAUACUUUGUUACAUUGUUUAAAUGACUGCCUCAAAACUAAAUUAACUUUAGGAAGAAAUAAAAUUGAAUAUGUGAAAUGCGGAUGUAAUUAAUGCAUAUAAAAAAUUAUUAAGAAAUUAAAAUACUUUGAAAUGCACUGUUUGAAUUAGGGUCAACAUAGGGAACUAGGGUUUUUUCUUCUUCUACAUGAACACCUGGAUCAUGUGCACCUUUACAUACUAUAUCUUUGAAAAUGUACAAUAGAUUAUUACUAUGA